GCCGAGUCGUUAAGGCGAGUGAUUUGAAUUCUCAACAUCACUUGGGCAUUGCCCGCGUAGGUUCAAAUCCUGCUGUCAGCGAAUCUUUUUUGGCUUUUUUGUAUUUUCUAUGGCUAGACGGUCUGGCAUGACCAGAGGUAUGUCUAACCAUUGUCACUCAUUCGCACGAUGAUCGAAACGAUAUACAUCGCUAGGCAUGGUUUUCGAUCAAACUGGGUUGACCCCAUCUGCGGAUCUCCUACGGGCCUUCCAAGAGAUUAUCCCUUGGCGGCGUACGGAGAGACUCAAGCACAGGAACUCGCUGCAUACUUUCAAGCCCUCCCUGUGUCAAACCGACCAACCGCGAUAUUCUCUUCCCCAUACUAUCGCUGCCUUCAAACGGCGUUACCUAUGGCUUCGGCCCUAAAUCUGCCGAUUUACACUGAGCAUGGCAUCGCUGAAUGGUACUCUCCUGUUGUACCUGGGACAGGUUUACACCCCCGUCCAAAGAUUGCCUCUGAACUGAAAGCCUACUUCACUGAGAUUGAUCCGUCGUGGUCUUCCGUUUGGUAUCCCUCUCGCAAGGGUGAAGACGUGGACCAGGUUCAUGCCCGUGUCAACGGAUUUCUCGAGCUCUUCGUUCCCGAGGUCGAAAGACGAUUCUCUGACAAACACAAGUGCAUUUUGUUGUUUUCCCAUGCAGCCACGAUCAUUGCACUAUGUAGGGGUCUCCUAGCCCAACCCGACAUGCCACUCAGGGUAGGCUGUUGUUCCAUCUCCGUGUUUACUCGGAAACCAGGUGCAGUCGGUAUCGUGGGUGCCUGGGAACCUGAAUUGCUGGCAAAUGGAGACCACUUGAAGGAUGGGGCCUCGCGAGACUGGGGCUUUGAAGAUAUUCACACCUCCAACAGAAAGGUAAUCAACCAUGUCGGCAUUCCUGGUACAGAGCAUCUGGCGGACGACACGUGUGGACCACAAAUACAACGUAGUUCCCUUUGAACUAUACCCCACCCAUGACAGAGGAACUAGAUUUCUAUCGACUCAACAGCUACUAUACCUACUCGUUGGAACAGGGUUUAAAGAUGCGAGUCUGUUUCUAGAUGUGCAGUCUAUUACAAGAAGAAUCCG
This is a messenger RNA of Pisolithus orientalis, 1107 nucleotides long. RefSeq names its product histidine phosphatase superfamily. NCBI's taxonomy places the organism in Eukaryota, Fungi, Basidiomycota, Agaricomycetes, Boletales, Pisolithaceae. The transcript is spliced from 7 exons. The record is from RefSeq and is a predicted model, not a curated record. The coding region runs from base 169 to 978 and encodes 269 amino acids.